AUGACGAUCAAGAGGAGCACGAUUAAUCGUACAUUAGAAUUCAUGUUCACUCUGUUCGGCAUCUGGCCGGGUGCCUCGUACGUAUUGGUGCGCCGAAUGUUCUGGAUCGUUACAAUAGUAAUCGUCCAAUACUGUCAUUACCGGUACCUGCUCACACACUUUUACUCCGACGAUCUCUUCAACCUGAUGGACUGCCUGAGCAGCCUGCUGGCGUAUGCGAAGGUGAUGAGCAAACUCGUUAUGUUUUGGUUGAAUCAACGAAAAUUCGUCGAGACGUUGACGAUGGUGGCGAAGGACUGGGACGAUAGCGCUAACAGCGAGUUCAGCGUACGCGAGACGAUGUCCAGAGCGAAAUUAUCGGAUCGCAUCACAAACGCGAUCAUCACUCUGCACACGUUAAGCGCCAUCGCGUACAGCAGCCGCGCCGUGCUUGCCAGCACCGAUAUCAACGACUCCACAUCCGAGCCGCUCUACGUGCACAAAGUGGAGAUUCCUUUCAACGUGGACAAGCAACGGACGUACGGGACGAUCUUGACCGCGCAAUUAGUGUACGUCGUGAUGGGCAGCUGGGCGGCCGGUGCUGUCAACUCGUUGCUUUUGACUCUGAUCUUACACAUAGGCGGCCAAAUGGACAUCGUGCGUUCCUGGUUGAAGGAGUUUGCGUCCCAAGAGGGCGAGAAAAAGUCGAGUGUCGCGAAGACUAAUGAAAUCGUCGAGAAACAUCGGAGGAUCAUCAACUUAUCGGAAAACGUCGAGAAUCUGUAUACGCACAUCGCGCUGAUGCAGUUCGCGUCGAACACGAUAAUGAUUUGCUCGCUAGCGUUUCUCAUCGUGAGCGCGAUAGGCACCCCCGACGCGGUAGAGCAGAUAAUGAGAUCCCUUUUAUUUUACGCCAUAACGAAUCUCGAAGCGUUCGUGUUCUGCUUCGCCGGGGAGUAUCUGAGGAACAAGAGCAAAGAGAUCGGAGCCGCCGCUUACAAUUGCGCGUGGUACAACUUAAAGCCUGAACACAGUCGUUUGUUGAUGCUCGUAAUACUCAGGUCGCAAAAGCAAUUAGCGCUCACUGUGGGAAAGAUGACGGAUCUCUCUUUAGAAUACUUUGCAAGCAUCAUGAACGCCUCUGGAUCGUAUUUGUCGGUGAUGUUGGCGAUGCAAUGA
This is a messenger RNA of Dinoponera quadriceps, 1158 nucleotides long. Its product is annotated as odorant receptor 4-like. Gene Ontology annotation, cellular component: plasma membrane. Gene Ontology annotation, biological process: sensory perception of smell; detection of chemical stimulus involved in sensory perception of smell. The transcript is spliced from 6 exons. The record is from RefSeq and is a predicted model, not a curated record. Gene Ontology annotation, molecular function: olfactory receptor activity; odorant binding. Bases 1 to 1158 code for a protein of 385 amino acids. Lineage: Eukaryota; Metazoa; Arthropoda; Insecta; Hymenoptera; Formicidae.